AUGGGCCUCCAGGUGAUCGGAUUGGUGUCGGGGGGGAAGGACAGCUUUUACAGUCUGUUGCACUGUCUGGUGCAGGGACACCAGGUGGUGGCGCUAGCGAAUCUGUACCCAGGGGACGAGAGAGGCGAGGGUGAGGAGGGUGAGGAGGGCGACCUGAACAGCUUCAUGUACCAGACGGUUGGUCACGAGGUGGUGCCGCUGUACGGCGAGGUGACAGGUCUGCCGCUGUACCGACAGGCGAUCGAGGGCCAAGCAGUGCAGCAGGGCCGGGAGUAUGCGGCGGACGAGACGACAACGGGGACGACAGGGACGAUGGGAGACGAGACCGAGUCGAUGACGCGGCUCUUGCGCCGGGUGAUGGCAGCCCACCCGUCAGCCGAGGCCGUGUGUGCGGGUGCGAUCCUCAGCACGUACCAGCGCACGCGGGUCGAGUCGGUGGCCGGCCGUCUGGGACUGGUAUCGCUGGCCUAUCUCUGGCAGCUGCCGCGGCAGCUGUCGUCGUCGAGCCGGUCGACGUAUCUGGGCGACCUCGGGCUGGCCGGCCUGGAUGCCCGGAUCGUCAAGGUGGCCAGCGGCGGCCUGGACGAGCAGAUGCUGUGGGCCGAUGUGGCCAGCGCGAGCGGCCAGACACGGCUGCAGCGGGCACUGCAGCGAUUUGGCCGCCUGAACGGAGAGAAUUGUGCGGAUGACAGCGUGGCCAUGCUGCUGGGCGAGGGUGGCGAGUACGAGACGCUGGUGCUGGACGGGCCGCGGGCGCUGUUUCGUGUCGGAGCCGUGGCCGUGGCCGAGGAGAACUGCCGGGUGGUGCGAGAGGGCGGCGGGAGUGCGUGGCUGCAGGUUGGGAAGGCGGUGGUGAAGGGAAAGGGGAGGGAGGACGAGGACGAAAAAAAGGACAAGCAGACGGCUCAGGUACGCGUGCCUGGAAUUUUGGAUCCGCGGUUUGAGAGCGUGCUGGCCGACAUGAAGAGUCUGACUGCUGCUGAGACGGUCUCAUCGACGUCUAUCCCGAUCUCGACUUUCCCUACUUUGUCUCUUCCGAUUUCGACCUGGUCUGUCCUCCCGGAACAGUGCGACUGUCUGAUUGGCGAGGCGGCCCAGUCGGUCGUCGACCAGGUGCGCGUCCGGUUGCAGCAGCUGUGGCCGACAACCGAAUCACCGCCCGAGCCGACGCACUGCAUCAUCCGCACGCUCGUCGUGCUGCGCCGCAUGGCCGACUUUGCUGCCGUCAACGCGGUCUACGGCCGGCUGUUUGGCAGUGCCCAGCCGAACCCACCGGCUCGCGUGGCCAUCUCGUGCGGCGAUCUGCUGCCAGACGGCCUGGACGUGGCCGUGCAUCUGACCGUGCUGCUGCCUCCUCUGGCCGCCUUGACCUCAACCCCGACUCUCUCCUCAGAUCGCCAGGGGCUGCACGUGCAGUCGCGCUCUUACUGGGCGCCCGCCAACAUUGGACCCUACAGCCAGGCCGUCUCGGUGCGUGUCGAUGUCGAUGUCGAUGGCGAUGUCGACCAGGCUGACGGUCCCCGUCUCGUCUGCAUCGCCGGCCAGAUCCCGCUCGUCCCCGCUUCCAUGGACCUGCCUGAUGCCGCGGUCGAGACCGGUGCCCUGGUUGGCGAGCAGCUGCUGCCACUGGUCGUGUCGGGCCCCGGUUUGGCAUCGUCGUCCGUCCGCGCCCCGUCUCCUCCCGCCUCCUUCGCCUUUCAGGCCACCUUGGCCCUGCAGCAUCUCUGGCGCGUCGGCACUGCUGUUGACGUCCGCUGGUGGGCUGGUGCUGUGGCCUACGUGCCGCGGCAGAGCGGUCUGGCGGCCGGUGGCUUGUCGCGCCAGGCCAUCGACGUCGCCAAGGCCUGGCGGGCUGCCCAUGCGUGGCGACCAGAGCUGGCAGACAGCAGCGACGAUGACAACGACGAUGGACCGGACCUAUGGGAUCGCCAUUUUGACGCCCGGCACUACCAGCUAGCAGGCGACGACAGCAACAAUAGCAGCACGGCCCUGCAGCUCCCAGACUGGACGGCGGUCGCCCCAGCAUCCGCGUCGUCUUCGACCGUGCCGCCUGUCUUCCUGGCCGAGGUCGAGGAGCUGCCGCGCGGAGCUGCGGUCGAAUGGCAUGCGCUUGCUGGUUUCAGUCACGUGACCGCCGGUAGUAUCGAGCAGCACACCACCAGACAUGGCCCAGGCAGCGGUUUCGUGCAAUACGAGACGGCCGUCAAAGACAGCCGCCUGAAACAAACAGUGCGCAUGUGGCCACGUGGUGCUGACGCCGGCACGCUUGCUGAGGCGGCCCUGCUCGAUGGCACGGCCGCCGAGCUGGUGUACGUGGACCCGGCCAGCUGCAGCCUGUCGGCGAUCACGUGGACGUCGGUGCCGGUGGUGCCGUGCAUCUCGCUGUGGAACGGAGACGGUGAGAGGCUGGCGGCGGUAGUGGUAGGGUGA
Grosmannia clavigera kw1407 is the source of this 2430-nucleotide messenger RNA. Its product is annotated as ATP-binding l-psp endoribonuclease family protein. Bases 1 to 2430 code for a protein of 809 amino acids. NCBI's taxonomy places the organism in Eukaryota, Fungi, Ascomycota, Sordariomycetes, Ophiostomatales, Ophiostomataceae. Gene Ontology annotation, biological process: protein histidyl modification to diphthamide. Gene Ontology annotation, molecular function: diphthine-ammonia ligase activity. The record is from RefSeq and is a predicted model, not a curated record. The transcript has a single exon.